Monodelphis domestica (gray short-tailed opossum) is the source of this 2377-nucleotide messenger RNA. RefSeq names its product arrestin domain containing 2 (gene ARRDC2). Gene Ontology annotation, biological process: protein transport. The record is from RefSeq and is a predicted model, not a curated record. Lineage: Eukaryota; Metazoa; Chordata; Mammalia; Didelphimorphia; Didelphidae. Gene Ontology annotation, cellular component: cytoplasm; plasma membrane.
CAAGGUGUGGCCUCGGGCCACUUAGGGGCCCCAGCAGAGUUCUGCUUCUAGCAGGGGAGCUGCGGGCGUCUUAUAGAGCCAGAGCAGGAGCCCAAACCUCCCAGCAGGACCUCCCUGCCACCCUGCGGCUGCCCCUCCAAGCUGAGCAAGAGGCCAAGUCAAGGGCCCAGAGGAGCCGUUGGUCCUCCAUUCCCCCAUCCCUCCCUGCCCCUGGGGCUCAGGACUCCCAGACGUGAACAGGGAACCCCCUUCCAACCUCACCCCCACCCCCAGCCCCUGCCCAGAGCGGCAGUCGUCCCACCCCCAGCUCCCAGGCCAGGCUGCCAGCGAGGCGCUGCUCCCCGCCCUGGCUGCCCUCCGACGACACCUCGGCAUGGGGCCCAGCGCAAUCCGCAGCUUCCGGCUGGAGCUGAGGCCGGGCAUCUAUCACGGUGGGGAGCUGCUGAGAGGCCUCUUGGUGCUGGAGCUGAGCCGACCCCAGCGGGUGAAGGGCCUGGACGUGGCCGCCAGGGGGGCCGCCUUCGUGCACUGGCUGGAUAGUCGCAGCGUGGGUGUGAACGCAGUGUACCACGACUACUCAGCCUACCAGAGCUUCCUCCGAAGGCGAAGACAGCUGCUUCCCCGAGACUCUGGGGACACUACUACCUUACAGCCCGGGAGGCACGAGUUUCCCUUCAGCUUCCAGUUGCCCACGACUUUGGUGACCUCAUUUGAAGGGAAGCAUGGGAGUGUUCGAUACUGUGUGAAAGCUAAACUCCAUAGACCCUGGGGCACAGCCAAGCGGGCCAAAAAAGAGUUCACCGUCAUUGAGCCCAUCGACAUCAAUACUCCUGCCCUGCUGGCACCUCAGGCAGGUGUGAAAGAGAAGAUGGCCCGGGCCUGGUACUGCAAUCGAGGCCCAGUUUCCAUUACAGCCAAGAUUGAGAGGAAAGGUUAUACCCCAGGCGAGGUCAUCCCCGUCUUUGCUGAGAUAGACAAUGGCACCAGCCGCCCCGUUGUGCCCAAGGCCGCCAUUAUCCAGACCCAGACCUUUGUUGCCCGGGGAUCCCGGAAGGAGAAGAGAUCUGUGGUGGCAAGCAUCGUGGGGGAUCCUGUCCCGGCAGGGAAACGGGAGCUAUGGCAGGGGCGGGCCCUGAAGAUUCCCCCUGUGGGACCUUCCAUCCUGCAGUGCCGGAUCCUUCACGUGGAUUAUUCUCUAAAGGUCUGUGUGGAUAUCCCAGGCACGUCCAAAUUGCUCCUAGAGCUGCCCCUUGUCAUCGGGACCAUCCCCCUGCAUCCCUUUGGCAGCCGGACAUCCAGUGUGGGCAGCCAGUUCAGCAUCAGCCUAGACUGGCUGCAUAUGACCCUCCCGGAGCAGCCGGAAGCGCCCCCAGAGUACUCAGAAGUGGUAUCUGAGGAGCCGGGGUCAGGCCUCUCGCCUCCACCCCAAGAGGCCGGGAGCAGCCGGGCCCUGGAGGGCCCCUUCUUUGCCUACAUCCAGGAGUUCCGAUACCGUCCGCCUCCCCUGUACUCUGAGGUGGAUCCUAACCCUCCCGUGCAGACCAUGAGGCGGCGAUGCAUGACAUGUUGAGGCCUAGAGGCAGUGGCUUGAUUCUGACCAGAACCAGCUCCUGGGAUUCAGUAAAGGCUCCUGGCUGGAGUGAAGCCAAGGAGCCCCGCUGGACCGCCUGGCAGGAGAGCAGGCGGCUUCCUGGGCCUUUGGAGCAAGGGGCAAGGCUCAGCAUGACUUUAGGGCGCAGCUGCCGAGUUCCCCCCUUUUCUCUGGCCCCAGAUUCCUUUUGGGUGAGGAUGGUCCCUGAUGCGAGGCCGUUGUGUCCGUUCUGGAAGCAGCUCUGAACUUGUUCUUCGACCUGGAAUUGAGAGCUCGGCUCUGCCCACAGCUUUGGUCUGAGGACUUGCAGGGAUGAAGCGCACUGGGCCCAAAGAGGAGCCAAUAAGGCUGAGACUCUGCCUCACUGUCCCCUGGAUGGAUUCGAUGGGCCGGGGCAGCAGGGGUUUGGGACACUGUUCCCACUCUUCCCCUGGAUCUCGCAGGGAGCUGGGCCUGGGGAGGAGAGAUGGAAUGAGGAGUUAAUGUGAAGGGGUGGUCCGUGGAUGCUAAACAGGACAGCCCCUCUGCAGCUGGUGCUGAUGCCAGAGGGACCAAGGGGGCUGCUGGUCCAGGGGGGCCUCCCCUUCCGGGGCCUGGCCCACCACCGUGCUCUUACUCACCCAGGGAAGGAGCAAGCGUUUGCUUGGCCUUGGCCGAGAACAGGAAUUCAUCCACACUGUGGUUUUGAUAAAAAUCAAAGAGCAUUCAAGAGAAGCUCCUUUUUUUGUACAGGUUUUUGUUUAAAAAUAAAUAAUAAAAGUGAGUCUGUGCUUUCUAUCUACCAAA